AUGAAGGAAAGGGACAACAAUGGCUCAUAUGAUUUCAUCCUCUAUGACACUAUAAAGAUAGAGCAUAUGGUGGAUCCAGGAAUAGAUGGAAUUCCACCCCCACUGGAACUUUCUAGAUCUGAGGAAACCAAGGAGGAACUUGGAGACCACCAUCCCUCUGGAGAAGAAGACAAUGCUGAACUAUCCCUACAAUACAUCAAAAAGAUUUGGGGCCACCACCCAUCUGAGCUCAACCCAGAUGAACCUGGCCCGUCGAUAAGAAGGCAACUGAAGGUGGCCCCUCUCACCGAUGAUGAGGUUGCAAAGUUCGACUGUGGCAUCUGCCUGGAGACGCUUCUCAUCUUUGACAUAUUCCGUGGCAUGCCAUGCCCCCACAAGUUCUGCGUGCGGUGCUUGGGCACAUAUAUUGAGGGUAGGAUCCACGCCGGUGAGGUGCUGAUCCCGUGCCCUGACCCAACUUGCAAUAAAGAGGGCAACGGCAUCCUGCACCCGGAAGACUGCAAGAAGUCCAUUGACUUUGCUGUGUUCUGCAAUUGGAGUGACAAGCUCACUGAGAAUGCCAUCCCACCAAACAAGCGUGUCUACUGUCCAAACCCCGAGUGCAGGAUCAUGCUUGAGAGCACCUGCACCAACACGACACCGUCCAAGGCGUCAUGCCCAAUGUGCAAUUGCCAGAUGUGCACGACAUGUGGAAUAGACUGGAGCACCGAUGGUAGUGGCCAGCACGACUGCGCCGAGGGGCCAGAGGCCAUGCUCAUGAAGAAGCUUGCCACCGAGCGCCGGUGGAAACAGUGCCCUCAGUGCAGGAUACUUGUGGAGAGGAACGGGGGUUGCAAUGUCAUGACCUGCAGGUGCCUUGCUGUCUUCUGCUACACCUGCGGGCGCCUGAAGCGGCCAGUGCUAGAAGAAGGAGUCGAGAUGUGUCGGUGCCGCAACCGCUAUUAA
Molecule: messenger RNA, 945 nt
Organism: Panicum hallii
Lineage: Eukaryota; Viridiplantae; Streptophyta; Magnoliopsida; Poales; Poaceae
Product: probable E3 ubiquitin-protein ligase RNF144A-A
Exons: 2
Coding region: 1-945 (314 amino acids)
Biological process (GO): ubiquitin-dependent protein catabolic process; positive regulation of proteasomal ubiquitin-dependent protein catabolic process; protein polyubiquitination
Cellular component (GO): ubiquitin ligase complex; cytoplasm
Molecular function (GO): zinc ion binding; ubiquitin protein ligase activity; ubiquitin conjugating enzyme binding
Source: RefSeq, a predicted model, not a curated record